Pristis pectinata (smalltooth sawfish) is the source of this 3696-nucleotide messenger RNA. RefSeq names its product glutamate receptor 1-like. The transcript is spliced from 16 exons. NCBI's taxonomy places the organism in Eukaryota, Metazoa, Chordata, Chondrichthyes, Rhinopristiformes, Pristidae. Gene Ontology annotation, molecular function: AMPA glutamate receptor activity; transmitter-gated monoatomic ion channel activity involved in regulation of postsynaptic membrane potential. Gene Ontology annotation, biological process: modulation of chemical synaptic transmission; synaptic transmission, glutamatergic; monoatomic ion transport. Gene Ontology annotation, cellular component: postsynaptic membrane; dendritic spine; AMPA glutamate receptor complex. Bases 139 to 2829 code for a protein of 896 amino acids. The record is from RefSeq and is a predicted model, not a curated record.
GCGGCUCCGCGCUGGGGACGUGCGAGCGGCGGCUCCGCGCUGGGGACGCCCAGCGAUGCGUGUCAGGCGGCGCUCGCAGAGCUGCAGCAGCCUCGGCGGAGACGGCGGCUCCGCUCCAGUCGCUCAUGCAGAGGCACGAUGAGGCGGGCGCUGGCGGCCGUGCUGUGCUCGGGGCUCCUGGCCUGUGUCCUGGGAGCGUUCCCCAGCAGUCUGCAGAUCGGAGCCCUCUUUCCCAAGCAGCACUCUCAGGAAUAUUCCGCCUUCAGACUGGGGCUGUCCUUCUACAACACGGACACGCUGUACAAACUCACCGCUCAGACCGAGAGGGUGGACAUCAGUGACAGCUUCGCCGUCACCAACGCCUUCUGCUCACUGUUUGCUCGUGGAGUCUACGCAAUCUUCGGCUUCUAUGACAGGAAGACGGUGAACACUCUCAGCUCAUUUUGUGGAGCUCUGCACCUCUCCUUCAUCACUCCCAGCUUCCCCGUGGAUACCUCCAACCAGUUCGUUAUCCAGAUGAGACCAGACAUCCAGAAUGCUUUGCUCAGCGUCAUUGAACAUUACAAGUGGCAGAAGUUUGUGUAUAUUUACGAUGCAGAGCGAGGUCUAUCAGUGUUACAGAGGGUGUUGGACACAGCAGCGGAAAAGAACUGGCAGGUGACCGCUGUCAGCAUGGAGACCACCACGGAAGAAGGUUACCGGAUGCUCUUCAAAGACCUGGACAAGAGGAAGGAUCGGCAUGUCAUCAUCGACUGCGAGUCUGAAAGACUCAACACCAUCAUGAACCAGAUCAUCAACAUCGGGAAGCACAUCCGAGGCUAUCAGUACAUCUUCGCCAGUCUGGGAUUCCUGAAUCUGGAGCUGGAGAAGUUCCGAUCGGCCGGAGCCAACGUCACCGGCUUCCAGAUGGUGAUCCCGGAGAGUGCGCCGGUGAGCAAGUUCCUGCAGCGCUGGCGGAAGCUGGACACCAAGGAGUACCCGGGGGUGGACCUGGACAAGCUGAAGUACACCACAGCCAUGACCUUCGAUGGAGCCCUCGUCCUGUCUGAAGCCUUCAAGUAUCUGCGCAAGACACGCAUUGACAUCUCGCGCAGGGGCAACGCUGGAGACUGCUUGGCAAAUCCAGCUGUUCCGUGGGGUCAAGGCAUAGACAUCCAGCGAGCACUGCAACAGGUUCGCAGUGAGGGUCUGACUGGAAACAUUCAGUUCAAUGAAUUUGGCCAUCGAACCAACUACACUGUCAGUGUGCUGGAGCUAAAGACCGAUGGGAUGAGGAAGAUCGGUUAUUGGAACGAAGAUGACAAAUUUGUCGCAACCACCGGUGAACUUCACGUCAGCAACGACACGAGUGGUAUUCAGAACCAGACCUACAUUGUCACCACAAUAUUGGAGCCCCCAUACGUGAUGCUGAAGAAGAACCAGGAGCAGCUGGAGGGGAACGAUAAGUACGAGGGUUACUGCGUGGAGCUGGCAGCAGAGAUUGCCAAACACGUGGGCUUCAAGUACAAACUGGCCAUUGUGGCAGAUGGGAAGUACGGAGCCAGGGAUCCCGAGAGCAAAGUGUGGAACGGGAUGGUCGGGGAGCUCGUGUAUUCAAAAGCUGACAUUGCGGUGGCCCCGUUAACCAUCACCUUGGUCCGUGAGGAGGUCAUCGACUUCUCCAAGCCUUUCAUGAGUUUGGGGAUCUCCAUCAUGAUUAAGAAGCCACAGAAGUCCAAGCCUGGAGUCUUCUCCUUCCUGGACCCGUUGGCGUACGAGAUCUGGAUGUGCAUCGUGUUUGCCUACAUUGGUGUGAGUGUGGUACUGUUCCUGGUCAGUAGAUUCAGUCCCUACGAGUGGCAGACAGAGGAGUACGAAGAGGGACCCGACACACAGAGUCUCGACCAGACCAACGAGUUUGGAAUAUUUAACAGUCUCUGGUUCUCCCUGGGUGCCUUCAUGCAGCAAGGAUGCGAUAUUUCACCAAGAUCUCUGUCAGGUCGAAUUGUUGGUGGAGUUUGGUGGUUCUUCACUUUGAUCAUCAUCUCCUCCUACACGGCUAACCUGGCUGCCUUCCUGACUGUUGAGCGAAUGGUCUCACCCAUCGAGAGUGCUGAGGACCUGGCAAAGCAGACGGAGAUUGCCUAUGGAACCCUAGAUGCGGGAUCAACCAAAGAGUUCUUCAGGAGAUCCAAGAUCGCUGUCUUUGAGAAGAUGUGGGCGUACAUGAAGUCUGCUGAGCCCUCAGUCUUUGUGAAGACCACUGAGGAAGGAGUAACCCGAGUGCGGAAGUCGAAAGGAAAGUAUGCCUAUCUCCUGGAGUCGACCAUGAAUGAGUACAUUGAGCAGAGGAAGCCUUGUGAUACCAUGAAGGUGGGAGGGAACCUGGACUCCAAGGGCUACGGAGUAGCCACACCCAAAGGAUCUCCCUUAAGAAAUCGAGUAAACCUUGCAGUAUUGAAACUCAGUGAGCAAGGCAUCUUAGACAAGCUGAAAAACAAAUGGUGGUACGGUAAAGGUGAAUGUGGAAGGAAAGACUCCAGCAGUAAGGACAAGACCAGUGCCCUGAGUCUCAGCAAUGUGGCGGGAGUUUUCUACAUUCUGAUUGGCGGCCUUGGUCUGGCGAUGCUCGUCGCUCUGGUGGAGUUCUGUUACAAGUCCAGGACUGAAGCAACAAGGAUGAAGCUUUCCAUAAGUGCAGCCAUGAGGGCGACGGACAGGGUUCCAGCGCUGGGAGGAACGGGCGAGAAUGGACGGAUUAUGACCCACGAUUACACCAAGUCUGCCCACACCCUGCCCCGCAUGAGCCACUCAAGUGGAGCCAGUCUUGGUGCGACUGGGAUCUCAUAACGAAUUCAUGUAGGCAAACCCAGCACAGCCCAGAGAACUGGUCAAACACGUCGCAGGAACCUUUUAAUAACAAACUUCAUCCUGGGAAAUGUACAAGUUGUUGCAAAAUAUUGUAAAACUGCAAUAAUUGGGAGAAAGACUGAGAGAGGAGGUCUGGAUCUGCGUGGGACAGAAGGGUGUCUGUUCAUUGUGAUUGGGUCAUAUCUCUCAGGCAGUGUUUAGUAUUUCUGACAGCAAUCUCUCUCUCACUACCUGCUGCCUCCGAAUGGGUUCAUCAUGGGCUCGUCACCAAUGUCCUUCCCAGGAGCCAGGCAGCUCCGCACAGAUCAGACCUGUGGGCGCUCACACGGGGAAAGGAAGAGGCAGAUUCGGUGUAAAAUACCGGAGAGGAGCCGGAGAAUGGAGACACCACGGGGAGAGCAUCGCCACAAAAUAUCAACAAAAUACGAAUCCUGCCUUUGAAAUAUUAAACACCGUUUCUAAGGUCACUGUUUAUUUCAAGUAACUCUUCUGAUGAUGAUUUCUGAUCACUUAAGGAGGCAAAAAAAAGUGUUUUAAGUUUUUCUCAUAGCUAAUGAAACAGCGUUCUGUUGCCCUGUGCGGGACCCCGUUAGAUAUUUGCUCUUCGCUGUUACAUGCUGUGUAUUGUGUACGCAUCGGCCUCUUCAGCUUGUCAUUGAUGGUGCUUGUUUCUGUAAUUCUAGAGCCUCAUUUUAAUAGUUAACCAUCUGUUAGCAGACACAGGGACCCGAGCUGGACAACAGGCUAACAGAUGUCAUCAAGCAUUGUACUCAGCUGCACUCAGGAGUGGGUUAAAACAGUUUUAUAUAAUUGUUUGUACAAGAACAUUAAACUAAAUAUACAUUA